This is a messenger RNA of Ilyonectria robusta, 1768 nucleotides long. RefSeq lists its product as uncharacterized. The record is from RefSeq and is a predicted model, not a curated record. Bases 6 to 1739 code for a protein of 577 amino acids. Lineage: Eukaryota; Fungi; Ascomycota; Sordariomycetes; Hypocreales; Nectriaceae. The transcript is spliced from 3 exons.
CCUUCAUGUCUGAGAAAAGCGGUCGACAGCGUACCUCAGCGACAAUGGCAUCUGGACAACCAGCGCCGUUACUCUUUUUAAACCACCUAUCAACUGAUAGUUUUCGCAAGGAGCGCCAAUUGGACACGCGAGCAAAGGCUCACGCAUCGAGGCAAGGCCAUCAGCUUAAAUCUACCCAACCAAAAAACUUCAAGUUCGUCACUUGCUUCUCGAGGGGUGGGACUGGGCGAGACUCGGAUCUCGCUGAGACUAAGGCGUCAACUAAGCCCAGUGGUCGUCCGGCAAAGAGCAAGUCCACGCCCAAAAGAGGUCGUCCGAAUGAUCAGGAUGCCUCUCAGCUGCUACCCAGGGGUAUCUCGCCCCGCGGGAUAGGCGUCGGCGUCUGGGAUCCAUUCAACUCCCUUAUCGUCCCGAACCUUGCACAAGACGAGCAUUUUAUGCUCCACUAUGCAUUCUCUACCACCUGGUCGGCUUUUGGAGAGUCGGAGGGGGGCAAAAACACAUUUGUCCAGCACUGGAUGUGGCGGACCAUGGAGAACCCUGCCACAUUGUAUGCCCAACUACUGGGCUCAUCUACUCACUAUGUCCUCUCCUGCUCCGAGUCCAUGUCCCAUAGUCACACCAUCACCAUGGGCCUGCAAUGGAAGGCCCAAGCUAUCCAAGCCCUACGAUGCGAGAUCGACGGGUACCAGGCAUUCCCUGACGUCGCCAUUGCUGAUAGCGCACUGGUCGCCAUUUUCGUGCUAGCUGUUCACGGGGGGUUUGACCUUUCGCCGCAACCUGAGCCACAUCCAUUGUCACCAUUGGCUACUUACCGCGAUAUGCAUAUAUAUGGUAGGAUGACAUUUGCUGAAGAGCAUGUAAGGGCUCUAUAUACGUUCAUUGAGCAACGAGGUGGGCUUGGGCAUAUUGACCAACCCACAUUCGGAUGUGUCAUGCACCUGCUCGACAUGCUGUACAAUGCUCGCCUGGGGUCGGUGCCGAGAUUUCCCUGCGAUCGCCAGCUGCAAACCAUUCUGCAAACUGAACUAUGGCAACCUGAUCAAAAAGCUACGCAUUUGCUCAAGAUUCUGGGGAAAGCGUUUCGACUAGGGCUUGGGGACGAGUCGUUGCUCCCAACGUCCCAAUUGGACCAAAAUAUGACUGAUAUACUAGCAACCAUGGCUGAGAUCACUGUGGCACUUGAUCACUUCCACCGCGGCGGGCCCGGGGCUCCCGAGUCACUUGAUGUCCUCGCCAACAACUGCGAUUGGGCAUCGCACAAACUCUUGUCAACGACUUCACAACUUAGGCCAGAUGUAGACGAGCUCGAUGCUUGCCAAUUGCUAAUGGAAACAGGGCCCGUAUUGCGAGAAAUUUGUCGGUUGUCAAGUCUAAUUUUCCUUGACAUGAUUAUUUUACCCACUCCACAUCAUGCUCAGAUAAAAUACCGUCACUCCUUGGCGAUGUUGCCUCUGGUGUCCGCAUUACAAGGGAGCGAAUGGAAUGCAGAUGGAUGCGUCUCGGAAUUUCUUAUCUGGGCCACCAUGCUGGGAGCUAUUGCCUCAAGAUUUACAGAACUCCACGGGUCGUACCUUGAUCUUGUUCACGAAUAUCAAGCCAGACGGUGCUCGACGUGGGAGACUAUAAGGCCAAGAAUCAACAGGCAUUUGUGGCUAGAUUGUGUGUGUGACCUACCCGCGGAGAUUGUCUGGUCUGAAGCGCAGCGACGACGUGUUUCUGCGGAUAACUGCACUUAGAGUAGAAUCGUUUGAGACGACAAUACGAG